Glossina fuscipes is the source of this 363-nucleotide messenger RNA. RefSeq lists its product as uncharacterized. NCBI's taxonomy places the organism in Eukaryota, Metazoa, Arthropoda, Insecta, Diptera, Glossinidae. The transcript has a single exon. The coding region runs from base 174 to 269 and encodes 31 amino acids. The record is from RefSeq and is a predicted model, not a curated record.
AAAAAUUUGAACUUUGUAGAAAAUUCGUUUUUUUUUUUUCUCUACGGGAGAAAAUUAGAAAAAGUGUUAAGAAAUAUUGAAGUUUUCCUUGUACACCGGUCAACGGUAAAAGCAGCAAAAUUCCGCCUUCAGUGAAAAAAAACUUUUCCAAAACGGACAUCUUUCGAGGACCUAUGUCAGUGCUAAGCUAUCUACUAUUGAAAUUCAAUCAAAACGCUUUAACAAGGAUACAACACAACCUUGAACUACUGAACUCUUUCAUAACAUAACACCAUCGAACUUUCAUUAAUCAAGAGACGAACAGAGCAUUCAGAGCGAAUAAAAAAUAGAGAAAAAAAGCAAAAACAAAAGCAAAAAAAAAAA